Molecule: messenger RNA, 26429 nt
Organism: Podarcis lilfordi (Lilford's wall lizard)
Lineage: Eukaryota; Metazoa; Chordata; Lepidosauria; Squamata; Lacertidae
Source: the annotation of a GenBank genome assembly
GACUGUUAUCAAGAGACCAUCUACAUCUGGCUCAACAUGCUCACCAGCUUGCUGUCGGAGGCCCCUCUCUGGAGACGCUGCAGGAGAUAUUAGUGGUAAGGAGCCCCCAAGGUGUCAGAGCAGGGGAACCAGCAGCUCCCAUGCCGGAGGACAGACCCUCUUGAAAUGAUUGCACGGGGGGCAUCUGUGGCCAACUCGCUGGUUGUGGGUGCUGAUGGUCAAGUGGGCCUCUGUUCUGCUAGCAAUGCUUGUGCAAGGCACACAAGAUAUGUCCUCUGCUGAUGGCGUAUGGGGAAGGGCCGUGGCUCGGGGCAGAGCAUCUGUCUUGCAUGCCCAAGGUCCCCGGUUCAGUCCUCAGCAUCUCCAGGUGGGGCUGGGAAAAGGCUCUCUGUCUGAAAGCCCAAAGGGCCAACUGCCAGUCCUCAGUACCUGUGGAUCAAUGGCUGGGCUUGGUCUAAGGAUGCUUCCUGCAUUCCAUUGCUAUGGCUGUGGUGAGGUGUAUGUUGUAUUGUUGUAAUUAUCACACACACAAACACACAAAUGACAGAUUGCAGGGCGGUUCACAACAUAAAAAUACAAAAUCAGAACAGAAAAUGCAUAAUAAAACAAAAGCAACCCAAGAGCCAAUUAAUAUCUAAUUCUACUAAUGCUUUUUUUUUAAUGGCUUCUUUUUUCUGUGUCUUUAGUUGUUCUUGUUUUGUUUGUAAGCUGCCUCGAGACCCUGUCUGGGAAAGAGGUGGGGUAUUAAUAAUAAUAAUAAUAAUAAUAAUAAUAAUAAUAAUAAACAAAUUGCAGCAAACUUUCUCCUUUACAAAACAACCCCUUUUUGCAAUUUGUCCCCUCUAUGAAGCUUUGUGAAUUUGCAAACCUGGAUUAAGGGUUGUCCUUCCAUGUGAUGACGAUGAUUUCUCUCUUACAGCACACAAAUGGCUGGAUUGACUCCACAAAAAUCAGUGAGAGGCAAAGAGCAGUCAAGACCACCAACGUACUCAUGAAAUAUGUCUCUGAGCAUUUGGACUUUGAUGUGAGUGACCAAGGCUUAAUGCUGCAAUUUCAAAUCGUAUUGCAUUGGAAAGUUCAGGUGUGAACUAGGUGAAAGCUGUAUGGCAUGGCCAUCCCAAGGGAAGGUGCCAGCCAGUGCUAUUUUUCUAGAAAAAGGUGCCAGGACUCACCAUGAACUCACCUCCCUCAUUCUCUUAUAAUGGCAAUAGCGCCCACCUGAGAGGUGCCAGUGUUAGCUAUUUGCAGUAUAGUAGCACUGCAGAGAGCUUGCUGGGGAGACCAUGCGUUAAAAAGGGACUCAAAAAUAACUAAACAAGGUUUUAAUAACAAAAACAAAAACUCCUUAUACACUAAAUACACCAACAACAAACCAGGCCCAACCACCAACCCAUCCCCCAGGGUAACGGAAGAGCUAGGUGCUGCUCCUUAUAUACUACACCCAAAUGCUGACACAGCUUAAUCAAUACAACUCAGCACCUGCUGUGUUUCACAGCUGUAAAGCUGGGUCUCGUUAUUUUGCUCUGGCCCCUUAAAGACAUACACAUCGGGUGGAACAAUGAUGAACCUUUACAUUUAAAGAAACCAUUCAACAUUUCCCCUGUGGUUCAUCAUUGUGGAACAAAAUCAUAAAGCAUAUUUUGUACAUGUCUUUCAUGAGUAACCUUUGGAAGCGCUUUAGUAAAAAUGUCUGCAAUUUGAUUGUCACCUGGAACAUAUUGAAAUACAAUCAUUUCGUCAGCAAUUAGUUUCUUUACAAACUGUAAACGUAAUGUCAGGGCUGCCUCAGGUCUCAGCUCACAAAAGACCAACGCCAAGUUCUUCUUAUAUACAAAAGUGUUUAUUGGAGUUCGUUGUUUGCUUCACAUCCGAGGCGCGCAGCCCCACGUCUGUUACGCUUAGACCGUUGAAGUCUCCUCUGAGUCAGUCCCUCCCCUGCACCAGUUUAAGAGGCUUGCGCUGCUCCACCUCUUCCUCUCUUUCCUUUUCCGCAGGGUCUUCCUGCCCGCUGGGGUUUCGCCCCUCCUGGAUUCCCCUGACGCGGAAUCCCCAGAUUGCUCUUCCCCCCCUCCUGCGGGCUUUGGGACCUGGCUCCUCCUCCGGGCUCCCUGUACUUCCGCGCGCCUCCACAUUUGAACUUGGCGCGCGCGCCCAACCUCUAACCUUCCUUUUGACAGUUACACUACUCCCUUCACUACUCCCUCCCCUUCCGGGAGGGUGGCUUGCUCCGACCUCCCUCCCUUCUCUGCUGCCGGAGCUGCUUCCCCUGAUACACUGGAACCUCCACCCCCUUCGCUGCACUCUGGCGGGGAGGCUGGUCCUGACGCCCAGCUGCCACUUUGGGAUCCCCCGCUGGCCCCCUGCUCCUGACACCCCCCCCGGGGCUCCCCGGGCCUUGACCACCGGCGCCCCCUUCUGGGAAUCCUCUGAUUCGCUGGAAAGACUCAUGGAAUCUCUUGAGUCAUUGUCAUCCUCUUCCUCGCUGUCCUGGGAUUCAUCCCCAUCGCUCUCCAUCUCCUGCCUACCCUGUGCCUCUGUCCCUGAACCCCUGACACGUAACCUUAAGACUCUAGUGCGCUGUGCAUUGGUCUCUGAACACAGGAUAGCUAGUCCGCUCUGGGAAUCAAGGUAAACUCUUACUGGUAGUGUUACUUUCAUCUGUAGGUCUGCAAAUACUUGCAGAUACCAUUCCACAUCACGAGUGGCCUGAACGCAUGCACAUAAUUCACUCUCUGUUGUGGAGAGACAAAUAAUGGUUUGUGUCUGGGACUUCCAUUCAAAUGGACAACCGUUAUAACAAAACACCAUACCAGACACAUCCCUGCAAUUAUUUUGUUCCACUGCAUGAGAUGCAUCGCAGAAAAUUUCAAAACCUUUGUCAAUACAUGAUGUAAACUGCAACCUAUAAUGUUUGGUAUGUUUAAGGUACACUACCACUCUCUUAAGAGCAGAGAAACAUUGCGUAGUGGGCUUUUCCACAAAUUUUGCCAGAAAGUGAAAGGCAUAAGUUAUAUCUGGUCUUGAGAUUCUUUGAAUGAAAUUUAGCUUGCCUAUAGCAGAACGAUACAAAGUUUUGUUAGGAAAUGGCUUAUCUUCACCUGUAAAGGUGAAACCACACACCAUAGGCGUUUCCUUCCCAUUUGCAUUUUCUUAAACCCAUUUUGAAUCAAUAAGUCUCAUAUCUGGGGUUUGUGGUACAAGAGACCAGGUGUUAUGCUCUUUUAAAGAAGCUAUCUCAGAGUUGAUAGCUUUAUACCAAUUUACAGCUUGGUGCUUAGGUAAAUUCUGAACAUCAUUGUAGCUUUUUGGCUCAAAAACCGCCUUAUUGGCAUACACAGUAUUUAAAUGUUCAUCUGCAAAACGUUGUGGCUUCUGUCUCUUUCUAUCUGAACGUCUCAGUCCGGAAGGAGAGUCAGACUCCUCAGACUUAAUGGGACUAAGUGAACUACUAGUUUCAGGUUGUAAAUCAUCAUUGUCAGACCAAAGAGGUGCCUGUAGGCUAAGCUCACAGUCAGAAAACUCAAGAGAAUCUAAGCUCCCCUCGGGUGCCUGUGACUUUAAAUCAUCAAACAAAUUAUCAGAUUCAACAGGCUUUUUGUCUUGUUCCAUUAAUUCAGAAGCACCAUUUCCUGCUGCUGCUGCUGCUGCUGCUGCUGCUGCUGCUGCUGCUUCCUCUUCUUCCUCAGUGUCAUUUAUACCGUUAGUAUCUUGGAAAACAGCAACGCCAUUCCAAUUUACAGUUUGUAUCAUGCUUCUGGUAAUAUGAAAUUUGCCAGUUGCUGGUAUGUAAAUUCUGUAUGCCCCCUGCUGGUAGCCCAUUAAUUUUCCCUGAACACUACACUCACCCAAUUUCUGCUUAGCGGGAUAAUGCAUAAUUACAUCUGAAUCCCAAAUGCGUAGGUAUUUCAGAUUAGGGUGUUUUUUAAACAGCUUCUCAUAUACCUGAAGGAGCGUCUCCACCCCCAUCGUUCUGCCCGGACGCUGAGGUCCAGCGCUGAGGGCCUUCUGGUGGUUCCCUCAUUGCGAGAAGCAAAGCUACAGGGAACCAGGCAGAGGGCCUUCUCGGUAGUGGCACCCACCCUGUGGAACACCCUCCCAUCAGAUGUCAAAGCAAUAAAUAACUACCUGACAUUUAGAAGGCAUCUUAAGGCAGCCCUGUUCAGGGAAGCUUUAAUCUGUGAUAUUUUACUGUAUUUUUUGUUUCUAUGGAAGCCGCCCAGAGUGGCUGGGGAAACCCAGCCAGAUGGGCGGGGUACAAAUAAUAAAUUAUUAUUAUUAUUAUUAUAGGGGGUUGUUAGGAUAUUUCCGUUCCACCUUAAACAGGGAGCAGGCUGUUGUUUGAGUCACAGUCUGCGUACUUCCGGCUCACAGGAAGUUUAUGUUUUGUACAUAGCUUUUAUUUCUCUCUCUGUGCCUGAACACGCAGGCAAGCAGUCAUGUUUUUUCUUUGUUCUGACCAACGCUGAAUAAAGUUGUAAAUAAUGCUCUCCUGAGUGCAUCUUUCAUUGUGCGAACUCUGCAAAGGUAGUUGUCAGAGCUGCUUCCAGAUCCUAGCUCACAGAGGAUCACGCUAGCCAGCGAUCAUUAAACAAAAGUCUUUAUUGAGUUACAGUUUCCAUUCUCAAGCUGCUGCGUGCAACUCUACGUCUCAUGCUUAGACCGGCGAAGCUCCGUCUGAGUCUCCGCCCCUUGUACACCAACUUAAUAUCCUAGCCCUGCUCCACCUUUUCCGCCUGACUGUUCUUCUCUGGGUCCCUCUGCCCCCCGGGGUCUCUUCCUUCCGGGAUUCCUCUGACGCUGACUCCCCUGACUCUUCUCCCUCCUUUCGGCGGGCUUUGGGACCUGGCUCCCUUUCCGGGCUGCCUACUGCGCCACCUUCCUGUGCAUUUGAACUUGGCGCGCGCCCAACCUUCCACCUUCCGUCUGACCGUUUCUUCGCUCCCCGAUGGAGGUGUGGCCACUCCUGACUCGUGCCCUCCCCCCUGUUGUGAGUUGCCAGCGCUUGAUCCCUGGUGCCCUUCCUCUUCCCUGCUCUCUGGCGGUGACGUUGGUCCCGAUUUCCAACUGCUCCCCUCUGAGUCCCCUCUGGCUCUAUCUUCCUGGGGUGUCCCCUAGGCUCCCCCUUGCCCUGGCCACUGGUGCUCCUUUCUGUGAAUCUUCUGAUUCACUGGAAAGACUCGGAGAUCUCGGGUCGUCGUCAUCACUCAUCUUUUCUUCUGCCUCCUCCCCCUCGCUCUCUGUUUCCUCCCUUGCCCUUGCCUCUGCUCCUGAACCCCUGACAGUAGUGCACAAGUCCUUGAAUGUGGAAAGCUGUUUCUGAGGCUUGUGUCGCUAAUUGACUGAUACUGCGUUCCUACGGGAGGUUGAUGGAUCGGCCGGAGUCAACGUGGGGGCAUGAUGGCCUUUGUCUCCCUGGCAGUAUCCCAACAGGGGUGACAUCUAAACCAGAAUGAUAACUGCGAUUUCUAACGUAACAAAAGGCAUUGAGCGCUUCAGCCCAAAAGACUUUGGGCAGAUUAGCAUUGUGCAGAUAAGUUUUAACCCCUUCCUGCAGGUCACGCUGCACAACUUCAACAAGCCCAUUUUGCCAGGGACUUGGGGGGCAAGAUAACUCAUGAGUAGUCCCCUGCGCUUCCAGGAAUUUCUCAAAAUCCUCAGAAACAAAUUCCCCGCCCCUGUCAGAAAAAAGGUUCUUAAUAGGUUUGUUAAAAUGCGUUUUUACCCAGUUGCAAAAAGCUCUGUACUUCUCAAAUGCUUGGGACUUCUCAGCUAUUGCAUAAGUCCAACAAUAUCUACUAUACUGGUCUAUCAGGGUAAGCCAGUACUUAGAACCUCCUAAUGAUGGUGGGAGUGGCCCAACUAAAUCACAAUGUACACGCUCAAAUGGCUCAGUUACUUUCCUAUCUGAGCACCUACCCUUGAGUGCAACCUUAAUGUUAUUCUUGCAACAGGAUAGACAUUGCAUAAAGAAUUUACAUGGUUUUAAGUUUAGGCCAUUAAUAAUAUUCUUUGUCUUAAUUACAUCAGCAAAAUUCAGAUGUCCCAGAAUUCUGUGUGCUUCAUGGGCACACCCGGAAUGUGGCCUUACAUUCCUCAACCCCUGGCUUGACUGUGCUGCUCUGCAAUUUAUAGGCGAUUGGGAGUAGGUGCGAAAAUACAGUCUAUAUAAACCAUCAGAGUCCUGGGCAUACAAUAGACGUUUGUUCCCAUCGAAAAACUCACACAUUGACUUUAAGAAACGCACAGUUAUGCCUUGACAAGCAAAACAUCUUACUGACAAUAAAUUGUCCACUGACGGGCAGUAAAUGCAGUUCGCUAUCGUAAUGUUUAAAGAGUCAAGUUUAAUAGUAUCCCUGCCAAGCGACUGCAAGACUUGUGAAUUGGCUAAAUGUACAUUACCAAUUUCCUCUUUAAAAGAAAUAAACAAGCUUCGAUCGUUGCAAAUGUGCUGAGAUGCUCCUGAGUCCACAAUAAAAGACUUCCACUUGGCACCUUUAAUUCUUUUACGAUCUGUAGUCCGAGCAUGAAAAGCUCGUGGCUCGCUUCUGUCUUUAUGGUACGAUGUCGGCUGCUGGGCUGACGACCGUGACUGAUGAACAGAAACAGACUUGGGAGUACUUUGCUUUCUUUUGGAUCUGCAGUCCUUUGCAAAAUGUCCCUGCUUAUUGCAGAACCAAUAACGCUUUGCAGCUUUAAAUGCAGUCGUAUCACCACAAGUUUGCAUAUGGCGUUCCUCGUUGUUUCUGGAAAUAUGAGUGCUUAUGGCACAAGCCUCCCUUCUAUCCAACUCGCCCAUUAAUCUUGCCGUUACCCCUUCCACAGUUAAUUGUGCUGGUGGAACGGCAGAUAUCUGGCUAGCUACACCAUCAAAGUCCUCAUUAAGGGAACAAAGAAUGAUAAAAACAUACUGAAUAUCAGGUAUCUCCAUGUCCCUUUGAAUUAAUUUGCAGCGUAUUGCCUCCAGACGUCUCAAGUGUGCUGCCAAAUCACCACCAGGCUGCAACUUGGUCUGGUACAGCUGCUUGAAAAACGUCAAUGCAGACGCUGACUCUUUUCUAAUAUGCACUGCUGCAAGACUGUCCCACAUUUCUUUGGCAGUUUUCUUAUUUCUUAUAUAGACUACUUGCUGGUCGCUGACUGCCAAAUUAAUUAUUGCCCUGGCUUUUGCAUCUCCUUUCGACCAAGCAUUAGUUACAGGGUCAGGAGGGUCAUCAGUUACAUAGGUGCAUACUUCUCUAGAGGUCAAAAGCGCCUCCACCCGAAAAGACCAUAAACUAUAGUUCUCAUCUGUUAGCUGUGGGAACACCAGAGCCUUCUCGGCUUCUGGAACCCGGUCAACCAUUCUGGAACUCUUCCAGACCCACAGAAACUACACUAACAGGAGAAGGAGUUUUCAAACCUUUCUCAGAGUCAAAAAAUAUGCAGUCAUCCACUCAGCAGCUGGGCCCAUAACCAAAGAUGUUACCUAUUUGCAGUAUAGUAGCACUGCAGAGAGCUUGCUGGGGAGACCAUGCAUUAAAAAGGGACUCAAAAAGUACUUAAACAAGGUUUUAAUAACAAAACAAAAACUCCUUAUACACUAAAUACAUCAACAACAAACCAGACCCAACCACCAACCCAUCCCCCAGGGUAAUGGGAGAGCUAGGUGCUGCUCCUUAUAUACUACACCCAAAUGCUGACACAGCCAUUCAACAUUCAACCAUUCAACAGCCAGAACUGAGUUCCAGUGAGUUCUGGCUGGGGAAAAAGCCCUGGGGCAAGCCUAGGGUGGGCCACCUAAGCACAGCUCUCUUGCCCUGCGCCCCUCUGCCACCUUUGCCGACUGAAAGCAUGCCAGACGGUUUUCUCUUGCUGGGCUCUGUGGGACGAGGGCUGACUGUGCAUCUCUCUCUCUCCACCUCCUAGGUAUCCCAGGAUUUCCCCCUUCUUGGGCAGCUGGUGGCGCUCUUGUCCAUUCACCUCACAGACAACGUGAAGGAGAUUGGCCUGCAGUCAGCGGAGGCCUUGUACCAUCUCCAUUACAUCAUGAUAGCCAAAAUGGGUGAGGGCGAUGCUGGGAAAUGGCUUGUUUCUUGUAAGCUGCAGGGUGGGAGAUCUGUAGCCCUCCAGAGGCUGCUCCAACUCCCAUCAUCCCUGAGUGUUGCCCAUGCUGGCUGCUGCUGGGGUUGAUCAGGGAGUUCAGGAGGGCCAGAAUUCGUGCCAGCACUGGCCUAACGCCAACACCCUGUUGGCCAGAGACGAGAGGGCAGUCUUGGGGGAGGGAUUCACUGCUGAAGAACAUCAGAAAAGCCUUCUGGACCUGACCAGUGGCCCAGCCCAGUCCAGCAUCCUGUUCCCACAAGGGUUGACCAGAUGCCUGUGGGAAUCCAGCAAGCAGAAUUCAAGCUCUUUCUACUCCUGUACUUUGCUGCCUCUGACCAUGGAGGCAGAGCAUAGCCAUCCUGGCUAAUAGCCAUGGGUAGCCUUCUCUUCCAUGAAUUUGCCUCAUCUUCUUUGAAAGACAUCUUGGUCCGUGGCCAUCAGUGCCUCCUGUGGCAGGGAGUUCCAGAGUUUAGCUGUGCACUGCAAGAAGAAGGACCAUCCUGAAACUUCAGUUUCAUUGGAGGUCCAGUUGUUCUCAUGUUCUGACGGGGUGAUAGAAAGCUUUCUCUCUCCACUUUCUCCAUGCCAUACAUUGUGUCUCCUCUUCCUCGCCGUUUUUCUAAACGGACCCCCCCCCCCCAAUGCUGCAACCAGCUCCACAAGCCCCCCAGGCCGUUUGGUUGCCCCCGUCUGAACCAUUUUACCAGUUCUGAAUUAUAAUUUUUGAGGUGAAAUUGAUAAUUGUUUUUGUUGGUCCCAGUGGGAAAACUGGAGGUUUUGAGCAGGGAGCACUAAUGCUGGGUUCUUUUGCAUGCAUAUUCCAAAACCCGACCCUGCUUAGGUAAGGAACUGGAGAAGAGGAGGAAUAAAAAUAAGAAAGGCAACAUGGUCAGAUGGGUCCGAGAAGACUUCUUCAUCCCUGGGCCCUCCCUCUUCCACUACAACAUCGCAAAAGUGGCCAAGGUAGGGGUGGCUUUUUGUACUCUUUAUUGCUAAGACCGCAGCCACUCCCAGUUAGCAAAGAUUUGCUCAUUCGGGCCAAUGGGGCCCUGCCCCACCAACUUCAGCCUGCCCUCAGGCAGCCCACGCCUUCUAGGGAUGAGGGAGAGAUUCAGAGCAGUUCACACUGGAAGCCAAAGCUAUCAAAUCGAGGCUUUCAGAAACAAUAGGAGAACUGAAACACAACCCGCCUUUGAAAUUCACAUGUCUUUGAAUUUCGCAAUGCCAAACAGUGUGUAAAAAAAUACAUGCGUGAGCUAUUAGUGUAAACAACAUUCAGAAAUGCAUUGUAUUAGAAUAAAUUGCUCCAAGACAAGUGCCCGGUAGCCUAAACUGCAUGCAGAAUUCUACUUAUUGAAAUUCUACCAGGUGCUGGGAGACCUAGGGUUCAGAUCCCCACUCAGCCCUGAAACUCAAGAGUCAGUCACAGUCUCUCAGUCUAACCUAUCUCAUGAGACUAAAACGGGAGGAGAGAGAACCAUGCAUUGCCACCUUGGGCUCCUCAGGGUGGAAAAAGAAUAGGAAAAGUUGACUCAUUCGGUGCAUCUUUCACAAGGCACUGCCAAGCCAAUGAACUAUGCCAACCUUGUGGUGGGUGUUUUUGUUGUAUAUUAAGAACUAAACCCACAGCCGGCAGGUUCCCACCCAGUCUGUUUGGCAUUGGUUAUAUAAUAGAUAGCCACUAUUAUUCACCCUCUCUGUUCCUGCGAGAAUUUUUUUUUAAAUUUUCUAGUCUGAUUUUAGAUUGAACCUCCUCAUGUUCCAAUGUCAUAACCAAUUUAAGAUGUGGAUCGAAAAUAGCAAGGCGUCACCUGACUUUUAGUUUUGUUUGUUGUAAAAUAUUUCAGCUACUUAAAUAAACACAUAAAUAGAAUCACCGAAUUGUAGAGUUGGAAGGGACGUGGGGGUCACUUAGUUCAACCCUCUCAAGGCAGAGUGGAGAUGUCUUUCACUUGGUUUGUGAAGGCACGCUUGGACUACUGAAACGUGGUCAGAGUGUGGAGCAGAAGAAAACUCCCUCUUCUUUCUUCUUUGUGCCAGGCUUUUGGGGAGCACCUCACGCCCAGCCAGAUCAACGAAGUCGUGCUGAAGGCGAUUGACAACCUGACAGUGGAAGACAGAGCCGUCUCUCAGGCUGCAGGAAAGCUCCUAAGGUCCUUCCUUGAGGAAUGCGGCAUGGAUAUGGAAGACGUAAGGCUCAAAACGGAGGCAGGGGGAGCAGGUUUCCUCUAAAUUAAACAUUCUCUUCGGACUUAGAAUUAGGUUCUUUCUGGGAAGUAAGAAGGCAUUGUGUGGGAAGUAAGAAGAGCCAGUGUGGUGUAGUGGUUAAGAGCGGUAGUCUCGUAAUCUGGGGAACCGGGUUCGCUUCCCCGCUCCUCCACAUGCAGCUGCUGGGUGACCUUGGGCCAGUCACACUUCUCUGAAGUCUCUCAGCCCCACUCACCUCAUAGAGUGUUUGUUGUGGGGGAGGAAGGGAAAGGAGAAUGUUAGCCGCUUUGAGACUCCUUCGGGUAGUGAUAAAGCGGGAUAUCAAAUCCAAACUCUUCUUCUUCUUCUUCAAUUUCCGUGUCUGUGGCUCGAGCCUCUGUUUCCAUCCUGCUGCAGUUCGGCUUCCAAAAAUCAACCACCCUGUUUUUCAUCUCCCUGUCUGCUUUGGCAGUAUUUUAAUUACAUUAUUCCACCCUGUUCAUUUCAGUGCAAAGGAAACACAAUAUGGGCAACACUGAGGUCAAUUAAUAAAACUUUGCUAUGAUCAAAAUGAUCACCCUCCCAAAACUAACCUACUUAUUCCAAACCCUCCCAAUCUGGAUUCCCCCAACACUACUCCGCAGAUGGCAGAGAAAACUACACUCUUUUAUCUUCUCACAUAAAAAACCAAAAAUAAGCCCCAAAUACCUGCACCUCCCCACCUCAGAAGGAGGAUGGGGAAUCCCCAACAUGGAAGCAUAUUACAUUGCCAGCCAAAUACUCCAUAUAAUCCCAUAUAUACUAGAAGAUGAGACAAAACAAUGGGUACACCUAGAGAGGGACAUAAUUGAAAAUACCAACCCCAUCCCCACUAAUCCCCUGCCCUACCACCCAUUAUUCCACCAUGCAGCACAAAACCUCCAGAUAAAAACCUGGCAAACCAAAGGCUUAUAUCGCCCAAUAGACUUCUGUAAAAAUAACAAACCUUUGUCAACACAAGAAAUACAAGACAAACUAGAAGACACCCAAAUGCCCUGGUUAACACAACACCAAUUACAUGCCCUCUUAAACAAUCCAACAAUAAAAUCAGCAGCAACUAGGCCCCUGAUAACCUUUGAAAACCUCCUCCUAACAACAAAGGGAAACAGUAAAGGGAUGGUAUCCGCAAUAUACAAAAUACUACUCCAAAAUCCCACAAACCCCCUAGACGCAAUCAAAAAACAAUGGGAGAAUGACAUAGGCUAUGAGAUUAACCCCACUCAAUGGAUCAGAAUGUGAUCUAAACCCCCCUUUAAAUCCAUAUCAAUGAAAAGAACUCACUCUGAAACCCACCUACAGGUGGUACCUAAGACCAAGAAAACUAGCGCUAAUAUGCCCAGGAACCUCACCAAAAUGCUGGAGAGGGUGCACCUCCACAGGCACAUACCUCCACAUGUGGUGGGAGUGCCCCAAAAUCCAACUAUUCUGGACAACAGCCAUACGAGAAAUAUGUAAAAUAACUAAGCAAGUAUUAGACAUCACCCCAGAAUUGGCCCUACUAAACAUCUUCCAAGACAACAAUGCCCACUUACACCACAAAGAACUCAUAACCCACCUACUUUCAGCAGCCAGAAACACCAUAACCAGACACUGGAGAGACUUGUCAGGAGUAAGCCUGGACCAAUGGUACCAAAUAGUAUGGGAAACAGCCCUACUAGAAAAAUUAACCAGUAAACUGGCACGGGGACAAAUAGAAGAAGACACCUUCACCCUGGUAUGGCUCCCCUUUAUCAAAUACACAGCCCAACAAGACAAUGACAAUAAUCCACCAACAGCAUACAAAUCAAUAUGGCUAACCUGAUCCAAAACACCCACCCACCCCACUCUCACACGAAAACAAAGAUCACCACAGCCAAUCACAAACAAACAACCACACCCUAGGCCAACCCCAACCUCUCUCACCACCAAAGGAACACAAGUGGAGAAACAAUUUACAUAUUUUCUGAAUCGAACCAGUCAAUGUCAAGAAUAGAUCAAAUAUGGGUUUCGAAUGAACUGACUCCAAGAAUACUACAAGUUGAAAUACAAUCUAAAGUAAUCUCAGAUCAUAAUCCAAUAAAAUUGGAACUAAAAGGCUUUGAAGAAAGAACAUUUAGAUGGAAAAUUAAGGGUUAUCUUUUGGAAGACCAGUAAAUUGUAGGAAAAGCACAAAAGAAACUAGCUGAAUACUUUGUUGAUAAUUGCAACAAGGGUACAAAGAUGAGCGUAGUAUGGGACGCAAGCAAGGCUGUGAUGCAAGGUUUUUUUAUCCAGCAGAAUUCAUUGAAGAAUAAAAACAGAGAAAAGGGGGGAAAGGAAAUUUUAAAGCAGAUAAUGGACAAUGAACAAAAAUUUAUUAGAAAACCAAAUAACUCCAAAAUAAAACAAGAAAUUAAGACCUUGCAAUCACAAUUUGCAAUGAUAAUAAACAAAGAAGUGGAAUGGAAUAUUAAAAAGUUAAGACAGAGAAACUUUGAAUUCGCUAACAAAUCAGGCAAAUGGCUUGCGUGGCAAAUCAAAAAAAGAAAGGAGCAGAACACAAUUAACAGAAUCAUUGUGAAUGGCGAAGAGAUAGAUAAUCCGAAAGAAAUUAGAAAAGGAUUCUUGGACUUUUACAGACAACUAUAUAAAAAUAAAGAAAGGAAUAAUAUGAGGAAAAUUGAGAGAUUUUUAAAAGGGAAAAAGGUGCAAAAGAUCCCGGCAGAUAAAAAAGACCAACUGAAUGCCCUAAUCGAAACAGAUGAGAUAAAAGAGAUUAUAAAGGAAUUGAAGAGGGGAAAGGCCCCAGGACCAGAUGGAUUUACAUCAGGUUAUUAUAAAGAGUUAAAAGAUGUUCUGAUGAUACCUUUAUUUUAUUUUUAUUUUUUUAAUAAUUUUUUAUUAAGGUUUUAAACAAACAAAAAAGAAAAACAACACACACAAAAAACAAUACAAAACUUAACAAUAUAAACACAAAACAAUUAAUAACAAACUCUCUUUUCCAUUUCCAAUUUUAAGUUACUUAUUUUCUGGACUUCCUCAUACCUCCCUCUUUUGUAUUCCAAUCCACAUUAUUUAUCCAGCAGUUUCUUUUCCACUUUUAUAAUCCCAAUCUUUAAUUUAAUAAAAUGUUAAAAUAUAUAACUUCAACUUUUUAAACCUAAUCCUUGAUCUUAAUAUCCUGUAACUUUAAAGUUUUCCUUUUAAAAUCAAAUUUCCAUUUCUUUAAAUUUCUUUAAUCUUAAUCUUUAAUCUUAAUCUAUCCUUAACUUUAACCUGUGCAGCUGGAAACCACUUAUUUUCAGUCCAACAUCACUCUAACAUUCCUUAAUUUUGCAGUGUUUCUGAAGAUAGUCUUUGAAUUUCUUCCAGUCUUCCUCCAUCGACUCUUCUCCCUGGUCACGGAUUCUACCAGUCAUUUCCGCCAAUUCCAUAUAGUCCAUAAGUUUCAUCUGCCAUUCCUCCAGCGUGGGAAGUUCUUGUGUCUUCCAAUACUUUGCGAUGAGUAUUCUUGCUGCUGUUGUUGCUUUCUGAUGAUACCUUUAAAAGAAGUUAUGAAUAAUAUUUUAAAGGAAAGAGACAUCCCGGAAACGUGGAAAGAAGCAUUCAUUACACUUAUCCCAAAACAGGACUCGGAUUUAACCCAAGUUAAAAACUAUAGGCCUAUUUCAUUGUUGAAUACAGACUACAAAAUUUUUGCAGGGAUCUUAGCAAGAAGAAUGAAAAAGAUAUUAUUAGAAACUAUUCAUAAGGAUCAAACAGGUUUCCUUCCAGGUAGACAGAUGAAGGAUAAUGUAAGGAACAUAAUUAAUAUUUUGGAAUAUCUGACUGCCAGGAAUGAGAAACAAGCUAUUCUUAUGUUUGUGGAUGCAGAAAAGGCCUUUGACAACAUAGCAUGGGACUUUAUGUUGAAAAAUCUGGAGAAUUUGGAGGUGGGGAAAGAGUUUUCAAUGGGAUAAAGGCAAUAUAUACAGAACAGAGAGCUAAGUUGAUUGUAAAUAAUGUGACUACGGAAGAUAUUAAAAUAUCUAAAGGAACUAGGCAGGGAUGUCUGCUUUCGCCAUUGCUGUUUAUAAUGGUCCUGGAGGUCUUUCUUAAAGCGAUUAGACAAAAUAAAUUAAUAAAAGGGAUAACAGUUGGCCAGAAUGAAUAUAAAGUUAAAGCCUUUGCAGACGAUCUGGUAAUAACGAUUGAAGAACCAAUAGAAAGUGUAAAAGAACUAUUAGAGGAGAUUGAACAAUUUGGGAAAGUGGCAGGGUUCAAAUUAAAUAAGAAAACUAAAAUAAUUGCAAAAAAUAUGGAGCAAAGUAUGAUAGAAAUAGUGCAACAACAAUCGCGAAGUAUUGGAAGACACAAGAUUUACCCACCCAGGAAGAAUGGCAGAUGAAGUUGAUGGAUUAUAUGGAAUUGGCGGAAAUGACUGGCAGAAUCCGAGACCAGGGAGAAGAGUUGGUGGAAGAAGAUUGGAAAAAGUUUAAAGACUAUUUACAGAAAUACUGUAAAAUUAAUGAAUGUUAGAAAAAUGUUGGAAUGAAGUUAUAUGGUGUCAGAGCUGGCUCCAGGUCCCAGCUCACAGAGGACCAACGCUAGCCGGCAGUAAUGUACAAAAGUCUUUAUUGAAGUACAGUUUCCAUUUUCAAGCCGCAGCGCCCCAGCUCUACGUCUAGGGGUUAGAUCGGCGAAGCUCCAUCUGAGUCUCCGCCCCUGUACACCAGUUUAAGAUUCUAGCCUUACUCCACCUCUUACGUCUCUCCUUUCUCCUCUGGGUCCUGCUACCCCCCGGGGUCCCUUCCUUCCUGGAUUCUUCUGACGCUGACCACCCUGACUCCUCCCCCUCUUUUCGGCGGGCUUUGGGACCUGGCUCCCUAUCCGGGCUGCCAACUGCGCCGCCCUCCUGUACAUUUGAACUUUGCGCGCGCGCCCAGCCUUCAACCUUCCUCUCGACCGUUUCCUCGCUCCCCGAUGGAGGCGUGGCCAAUCCUGACUCAUGUCCUCCCACUGGCAGUGCGCCGCCUGAUCCCGAUGCCUGGGACCCUCCCCCCUACUGCACUCUGGUGUGGACGCUGGUCCUGAUUUCCAACUGCUGCUCUCUGAGUCCCCUCUGGCCCCUUCUUCCUGGGGUGUCCCCUCGGCACCCCCUUGCUCUGACCAAGGGAGCCCCUUUCUGUGAAUCUUCCGAUUCGCUGGAAAGACUCAGAGACCUCGGACCGCUGUCAUCGCUAACAUUUCCUUCGGACUCCUCCCCUCGCUCUCUAUUUCCUCCCUUUCCUGUGCCUCUGCUCCUGAACCCCUGACAUCCAUCCCCCCCGAGAAGCCCCCCCGUCCCCCCGCCCCUCCUUCACGUGUGGGUACUGCGUGCUCCGUCGUUGUGGGGUUGAGUGCCGGAUACAGUUCGUCCCCGUGGCGUGCAUCCAGCCGGAUAAGUCCGGCUCGCCCUCCGUGCUCGCCGACCUCACUUCCUCUGCUUCCAUCUCUUUGCCGCCGUGCUCGAACCCAAGGUCCCCCCCAACACGUCCAUGUCCGUCUCUCCCCCGGUCUCCUCCGGGGACGUUGCCUGCCAAGGACCCCCCAGCCACUUCCUGCGCCACUGCUCCUCUGGUUGAUUGUCCCACCAAUAGGAACGGUCUGAGGCAGACCCCGAGGGUGAUCCCUCCGGGGAACGUGUUUCUAGUGCCGGUUCCUCGUCCGAGGUGAACCCCUGGAAUGUGCUAGCUGAAAAUGUGGGUGUGAAAAGCCAGUCGUCGAAAUACUCGGCUGGCAUGGGCCUGUGUGGGAAAAGGGCAUGAAACUCGUCCUUGAGAAAAGGUUCGUCCAAGGCAUGGUCUGGCACCCAACUGUUGGCGCUGGCCGGGUACCUUCUCUGGCGAGAAGAUAUUCUACUCCCUCUUCCCCCAUCUCGAGUCUAAAAUCUCUGUGACUUCGUUGACGGGUUCCCGCCUUGGCGACCCCCUUGUGGGCGUUUCCCUGAACGGGUCUGGUGCCGUUCCUGGCUCCUGAAAUCUAUGAGGUGCUUUGUAGGGCGUGAGCACUGAUCUAUGGAAAACUGGGUGCAUUCUGGAUCCCUCCGGCAGUGUCAACCGGAAGGCCACUGGAUUGACCUGUGCCUCGACUUGGUAGGGUCCUAGCUGCUUAUGCCCUAGCUUCUUCUUCGCUAACGAUCUGGCCGGCACUGCCUGGGCUGCUAACCAAACCCAGUCUCCCACCUGUAUGUCUUCCCCAACCCUUCUGUGCUUGUCAGCCUGCAGUUUGUAUGCGUGCUUUGCUAGUUCUAACUGCCUCCGAAGCUGUUCGUGAACCUCCUGCAACUCUGAUGCUAAGGCUUCCGCUGCCUGUGGCUCCCCUCCCCGCUCUCGCUAAUCCCGGGAAGGUUCUGGGAUGCCUCCCGUUGUUGGCGAAGAACGGUGUCACCCCCGUGGACACGUGCUUCGUGUUGUUGUAGGCGAACUCAGCGAGCGGCAGGUAGUCCACCCAUGUUGCCGGCUGCUGAUUUGCGUAGCAUCGCAGGUACUGCUGCAUGAUGGCGUUGACUCGCUCCGCUUGUCCGUCUCGUCUGCGGGUGUCUCGCCGACGCUAGGUUGAUCUUGACCUUCAGGAAACCCAUCAGCUUCUGCCAGAAGUUCGAGAUGAACUGUCGCCCCGGUCGGACAGGAUAGACCGUGGCAGACCGUGAACCCUGAACACGUGGUCUAUGAACAGUUUGGCGGUCUGUUCCGCCGUGGCCACCUUCGCGCACGGAAUGAAGUGGGCCAUUUUGGUGAACAUGUCCACCACCACUAGCACUGCCGUCUUGCCCCUCGAGCUGGGUAGAUCCGUGACAAAGUCCAGGGCCACCCUCUCCCACGGUUCGAGCGGUGUCUGCAGCGGUUCGAGCAGUCCCGCCGGCGGUUUGUGCACUGACUUGGCCCUUUGGCAGGUGUCGCACCUCGAGACGUAAUCCGCGACUUCCCCCGCAUCUUGGGCCACCAAAAUCUCUGGCUACUAAUUCUACCGUCUUCUCUUUGCCAAAGUGCCCGGCGGUGGGUGCGUCGUGCAACUGCUGCAGUACUUUCGCGCGGAGGUCGUCUCCCGGUUCGUAGAGGGCCGCUAUGCGGAUGAGCAAUCCGUCGAGUAUCUGGAACUCGUCGUCCUCCGCCGUGCCCCUUUGCACCUCUGCCAUCUUUGCUUGCGCGAAGGGGUCCUCCUGCAGUGCUCGACGUACAGCAUCCAGGUCCACGGUUGCUGAAGCGCACGCCCACGCUUCGGUGCGAAAAUGUGCUUGGCCGCUGCUGGUGCCGCCUCCUCGAGGUAUUGCGGCUUUCUGGACAGUGCAUCCGCCAUGAUGUUGUUGUCGCCUGGGAUGUACUCUAUCCUGAAGUCGAAAUCCGCAAAGAACUCCGCCCAUCGUAUGUGCCUCUGGUUCAGGAACCUUGCCGUGCGCCAGUACUCCAGGUUUUUAUGGUCCGUGCGGACCUGCACUGUGUGUUUGGCUCCAAUGAGGAAGUGCCGCCACGCCUUGAAUGCUGCAUGAAUGGCCAGCAACCCCUGUCCCAGAUGGUGUAGUUCUGCUCUGACUUGCUGAGCUUCCUGGAGUAGAAGGCACACGGUCUCCAGUCCCCAUGCGGGUCUUGCUGCAACAGUACUGCUCCCACGGCUCUGUCUGAGGCGUCCGUUUCAACCCUCAUCGGUCUGCUGGGAUUCACAUGCAGUAGCUGCUCUUCGGACGAGAAGAGACGCUUGAGUUUCUGAAAGGACUGCUCCGCUUGCUCCGUCCAGAUGAACUUCUUCUUCUUGGAGCUGAGCGUGUCGGUAAUGGCCGCCGUCUGCAUCGCGAACCCCUUGAUGAACUUGCGGUAAAAGUUGGCGAAACCGACAAACCGCUGGACCUCCUUCCGAUUGCGCGGGCUCUUCCAGUCCAACACUGAGCGAACCUUGGCGCUGUCCAUGGCGAGCCCCUUGUCCGACAACUUGUAGCCCAGGAAAUCUACCUCCUUCAUGUCGAACUGGCACUUCUCCAGCUUGGCGUACAGCCUGUGCUCCUGCAGUCUCUGCAGAACUUCCUUGACGUCUCCCUCGUGGGUCUCCUCUGAUUCUGAAAAUAUCAGGAUGUCGUCCAGGAAGCAGACGCAUUUCUUGUAGAGGAGACCCGCCAAUACGUGAUGCAUGAAGGCUUGAAAACAGUGGGAGCCAUUUUGUAAUCCAAAGGGCAUAACUCUGUAUUCAUAGGUGCCCAGGGGCGUGAACAUGGCAGUCUUCCAUUCGUCGCCCUCCCGUAUGCGAAUCAGGUUGUACGCCCUCGCAGAUCCAACUUUGUGAAAACGCGUCCUUUCCUCACCGUUGCGAGCAGGUCAUCUAUCUUGGGCAUGGGAAAGGCUGUGGGCUUGGUUUUCGAGUUCAAAAUUCUAUAGUCCACCACAAGCCUUUUUGGGGCGUGUCCUUCUUCUUCACAAAGAAUACAGGACUGCCCCCACUGCCUUCGACUCCUGGAUGAAACCGCGCUUCAAGUUGAGGUCUAUGAACUCCCUGAGUUCCUGCAGCUCGGCUUCAGACAUGGAAUACAGUUUCCCGGUUGGCAGCGCGCCCUGGCAGGAGGUCAAUCUUGCAGUCAUAGGACCUGUGGGGAGGUAGCUUGUCCGCUUCCUUCUCGCAGAAAACCUCCAAAAACGCUGCGUAUUUGAGUGGCACUGCUUGCAGCGUGCCUAAUUGUAGCUGCGGGUCAUCCUCUUCCCCUUCCGGGCUAGGCAGAAUGCAAUGUUCCGCACAGUAUGAGGAGCCGAAGGUCAGUUGUCGCUGGUACCACGCCAAUGCUGGGCUGUGCCUGUGCAGCCAACUCAUGCCUAAUACUAUAGGCGUGUCCGACAGUUGGGUGACAUUGAAGCUGAUGACUUCUCGGUGAUUCCCAAUUUGCAUCACCAUCGGAGGCGUUUGCUGCACCACCUGCCCCCAGCAAUUCCCUGCCAUCCACCGUGACAACUUUCAGAGGCAGCGUGGCUGGCAGGAGUGCUAUGUUGUGCUCUUGAAUGAAAUCCAGUCCUAUGAAGUCUGCGUUACUACCAGAGUCAAUGGUAAUCGGCACUUCCAUAGUGAGUCCAUUGGGUAGUUGGAGCGAUGCUGUGAGCUGCACCACUGGUUUGGGCGGGAGGGGGUCUGUGGGCUGCAAAAUCUCUGGGGACGGCUUCAUUGACUUGUCUGGCUGGGCCCCAGUGCCUCUUCCUCCAACCAGACUCUGUCGUUUCCCUGCUGUGGUUCUCGUUGCUGAGUUGCGUCGGUUACUGUUGCUGAGGCUGCAGUGUGCUUGUGGAGCCUCUGGGGACACUCUUUCGCCAUGUGCUGAGCACUGUCGCAGAUGUAGCACUUCCUGCUCCCGGUGUUAGGGCUCUGGUUGCUGACUGAGCCCUGGCGCCUCCAAGCUCCAUCGGUUGCUCGCCCCCUCCGUGCGGAGGUGGGGAUUGCACACGCGCUGCAUCCUUGGGAAAGUGGGUUGGUGCUCUCCCUGGCAUACGUCCCCAACGUCCUUCUUCUCUGUUCCUGGGCCGUUCUUCCAGACGCACCCCCAUUUGCAGCGCCCGCCGGACAACCUCCUGAGUGCUCUUUGGUCUCUCCCCUUGCAAUCUCAUCUUUCACAUUUGCAUUCAAGCCUUCCCAAAAAGGUCUCUGGCUGGGGCAGAAUCCUUCUCCCAUCCCAGCGCAUGGACUAAUGCAAAAAGCGGGAAUGGUACUGCCUUACACUGGCUCUGCCUUGUUUGAGCCCAUGUAUGUCUUUUCUGGCGAUAUCAAUGUCUAUAUUUGAUAAAAACACGAAUCCAUCGCUUUAAUGAAUGCAUCCGCAUUUUGGAGCGCCGGAUCCUUAUCUCUCCACAGAUUGCGCAGCCACGCUUUAGCUUCCCCAUGCAAAUGGGACAAGAUAAACCCCACCUUCUCUUGCUCAUCUCUAAAGUCUUUAUCCAGCAGUUCCAGCGCAAACAGCACGUCUGCUCGGAAGUUAGGGUACUGCUGCAAAUUCCCAUCGAAAUGAGAUACCAGGCUGCCUCCUCUUUCCCCAGCCCAAUCCCCUCUGAUUUGGGUCCCGGUUGCCCCUGCUUAGCAAGCACUUCCAACCUGGCUUGGAGAUCCCUGCAGGCGGCAGCCGCUUCCUCUUCCCUUUUCCUGGAUGCGAGUACCUCCGCGUUGAGUUGUGUCACUGCAUUUUGCAGGGCUGCUAGUUGCUGUUCUGUAGUCAUCUUGCCUGACUUUUGUGAGCUCGCGAAGCACCAAUCUUCUCCCUCGCUGCGUCCACUCACGUUACGAGGUUUUUGGUGCAAAACUUUAGGAGAUGGAGCUUACUGUCAGAGCUGGCUCCAGGUCCCAGCUCACAGAGGACCAACGCUAGCCGGCAGUAAUGUACAAAAGUCUUUAUUGAAGUACAGUUUCCAUUUUCAAGCCGCAGCGCCCCAGCUCUACGUCUAGGGGUUAGAUCGGCGAAGCUCCAUCUGAGUCUCCGCCCUGUACACCAGUUUAAGAUUCUAGCCUUACUCCACCUCUUACGUCUCUCCUUUCUCCUCUGGGUCCUGCUACCCCCGGGUCCCUUCCUUCCUGGAUUCUUCUGACGCUGACCCACCUGACUCCUCCCCAUCUUUUCGGCGGGCUUUGGGACCUGGCUCCCUAUCCGGGCUGCCAACUGCGCCGCCCUCCUGUACAUUUGAACUUGGCGCGCGCGCCCAGCCUUCAACCUUCCUCUCGACCGGUUCCUCGCUCCCCGAUGGAGGCGUGGCCAAUCCUGACUCAUGUCCUCCCACUGGCAGUGCGCCGCCUGAUCCCGAUGCCUGGGACCCUCCCCCUACUGCACUCUGGUGUGGACGCUGGUCCUGAUUUCCAACUGCUGCUCUCUGAGUCCCCUCUGGCCCCUUCUUCCUGGGGUGUCCCCUCGGCACCCCCUUGCUCUGACCAAGGGAGCCCCUUUCUGUGAAUCUUCCGAUUCGCUGGAAAGACUCAGAGACCUCGGACCGCUGUCAUCGCUAACAUUUCCUUCGGACUCCUCCCCCUCGCUCUCUAUUUCCUCCCUUUCCUGUGCCUCUGCUCCUGAACCCCUGAUAUAUGGCUUUAGUAGAAAUGAUAUAAGGAAUUAAGUAUAAAUAGAUUAAUAGAGUAUUAAAGGAAAAAAUAAGGUUAGAAUGUGUUAAGAUAAUUAUAGGAUAGAAAACAGAGGAAGAUGGAAAGGAAUUGCUGAAACAAUUAACAGAAGUGGAAUACAAAAGGGAGGUGCGAGGAGGUUGUGGAAAUUAGUGAAUGAAAGAUGGGAUAAUGAAAUUGUUUGAUUUAUUUUACUGUUUUUGUUUUGUUUUGUUAGUUCAAUGUGUUUAAUGUGUCAAUGUUAGGUAGUGUUUUUGCAUUGUAUUGUUUUUGUAGUGUUUAAAUUGUUGGAAAAGUAAUAAAUAUAAUUUUUAAAAAAAAUAAUAAUAAUGCAACAACAAACAGAGAUAGAGGUGGUGAAAAAGGUAAAAUAUUUAGGAAUUUGGUUAACUCCUAAAAACAUUGAUUUGUAUCAGAACAAUUACAUACUGGUUUGGAACGGAAUAAGGAAAGAUCUGGAGGUGUGGGGUAGAAUGAAACUAUCUUUUGGGGCAGAAUUUCUACGAUAAAGAUGAGCGUCCUUCCAAAGAUGUUAUUCUUGUUUCAGACUAUCCCCAUAAUAAAGGGGGUAACGAUUUUUAAAGAGUGGCAAAGAGUGAUCUCAAGGUAUAUCUGGCAGGGCAAAAGCCGAGAAUUAAAUUUAAGCUAUUAACAGAUGAGAAGGAAAGAGGAGGUUUUGCCCUGCCAGACCUGAAGUUAUAUUAUGAAGCAGCAUGUCUUUGCUGGUUGAAAGAAUGGAUAAAAUUAGAAAAUAAAGAGUCACUGGACUUAGAAGGCUUUGAUAACAGAUUUGGAUGGCACGCGUACUUAUGGUGUGGGAAGAAGAAAAUUCACAAAGGCUUUGGGAACCACAUCUUCCGGAGUGCGUUAAUAGAAAUAUGGGAUAGGUAUAAAAACCUAUUAGAACCAAGAGUUCCACACUGGUUAUCUCCGUUAGAAGUUAUGAGUGUAAAGAAAAUUAAUAUGAGAGGUAAAUGGAUUACAUAUGGUGAACUGAUAAUUAAAGAAGGAGGAAAAUGGAAAUUAAAACCAUAUGAACAAGUUAAAGAAUAUGUUUAUGAUUGGUUGCAUUAUUUUCAGGUGAAUGAAAUGUUUAAAAAGAUUUUAAAGAAAGCGGUUAUGCAGAAAAAGAUUCUAAGUUUCAAAUCGACAUAAUAAACAAUGAUUGUAAAAUUCUGUCAAAAAUGUAUAAGAUAUUUUUGGAAUGGCAUACGAAAGAUGAAAAAGUGAAAUCGGUAAUGAUACAAUGGGCCAGAGAUUUCGGUUAUAAUAUACAAUUUGAUGAUUGGGAAAAACUAUGGAAAGAAAACUUAAAAUUUACUGCAUGCACGGCGUUAAAGGAAAAUGUGAUGAAAAUGUUUUAUAGAUGGUAUAUAACACCAGUAAAAUUGGCAAAAAUGUUUAAGAUGUGUAAUAAGUGUUGGAAAUGUAAAGAAAAAGAAGGAACGUUUUAUCAUAUGUGGUGGGAUUGUAAGAAAGUGAAAAGUUUCUGGGAGAUGAUAUAUAAUGAAUUGAAAAAGAUAUUAAAAUAUACGUUUGUAAAGAAACCAGAGGCUUUUCUUUUAGGGAUUACAGGAAACGAGAUAAGAAGAAAAGACUGUAAACUCUUCCAAUAUGCAGUUACAGCUGCAAGGAUUUUACUGGCCCAGAAAUGGAAACAAGAGGAAAUGCUGACGAUUGAAGAUUGGAGACUGAAACUGACAGACUAUGCAGAAUUGGACAAGCUAACUGGGAAAAUUAGAUAUCUUAAGGACCAAAAGUUCAUCGGACGGGGGAAAUUUGUAGAAUAUCUGAAAAAUACAUGUGAUGUGCAAACAACGUUAGUGAUACAGUGGUGCCCCGCAAGACGAAUGCCUCGCAAGACGAAAAACUCACUAGACGAAAGAGUUUUCCGUUUUUUGAGUCGUUCCGCAAGACGAAUUUCCCUAUGGGCUUGCUUCGCAAGACGAAACGUCUUGCGAGUUCUUGCGAGUUUGUUUCCUUUUUCUUAAAGCCGCUAAGCCGCUAAUAGCCGUGCUUCGCAAGACGAAAAAACCGCAAGACGAAAAGACUCGCGGAACGGAUUAAUUUCGUCUUGCGAGGCACCACUGUAUUUCAAGAAGCACUGUGAAAUUUGAGAUGUAUUGUUAUAAAAAUAAUAGAAGUGGGAGGGAAGACUAAUGACAAUACUAAGGAGAAGGAAUGCGUAAUUAAGAGGUAAAGAUGGAUGAUUGUCAGAGAAGCUGAAGGAAGUCCAAAAAGAGAGAAUUUAUUUGUUAAAAAUUGGAUAAAAUUGUAUAUCUGUGUUGUAAAUCGAUAAAAAUUAUUAUUAAAAAACCACAAGUGAACAGCAGAGAACCGGCACAAGUAACGCUGACACCAAACCCUACAUACAUUAAGCAAAAUAGAAACAGGUUCACCACACUUUCUCAUCCUGGUCUUCUUCCAGCUGCCUAUGGUUGUGAAGGAGAUUUACAACCAUCUCCACCGGAUCCCCGACACCCGCACUAAGGAUGUGACGCUUUCGGCUAUUGUCAGCCUAGCCACCAAGCGCCUGCAGCCGGUCGUAGACAGCCUGUUGGACUGCUCAAAGGAGUGUGAUGAGUAAGUUUUUGUGAUGUGAAAAUGGGGAGGGCUAGAUUUAAGGGGUUUCUUAAUUUAUAUUUAUUUAUAUUGAAUUUCGUACUUGCAAAAAAUUGUGCUCCAAGUUGUGGUUUCUUUCUUUGCUAAUGUAUGUGCAAUAUAAAGAAAAUAUCAAAGGCCUGACUUUUUUUAAGAAAAGGAAAAAUGAAAAAUUCUGUUUUGAAAAAUUGCAGAAGUACCGCAGUGAUCUGGAAGGCGUUGGUCGCCGAUCCGUAUUCCAGCGUCAAGCUGCUGAGACCCCUCCUGAAAAGGCUGCAGGAUGAAGACCCCAAAGCGGAAGUCCCUUCCAGGCGAUGCAGCACUUCUCAAAUGCCAAUGGCGGUACGAAGCCACUCAGUUUCUCUCUCCUGGAUUGUUUUGAAUGGGAGCUGGAUGGGGCUGGGGGCUUCUUGCUGGGAGGGGGGUGCAUCUUAAUAAGUGGUCCAUCCUGUGAGCACCUGCUUUGUAUGCAGAAGGGCCCCAGCAUCUCCAUGUCGGGGAGUCCCUCGCCUGAAACCCUGGACAGCCACUGCUAGUCAGUGUAGACAACACUGAGUGAGAUGGACCGGGGCUCUGAGCCGCGUCUGAGUCUGAGAUCUUGAUCUGACGAUGACCUCUGCUGAAUGCCGUUCUCCUCUCCUUGUCCCUCCAGGCUACCAACGCUCUGUGUCAUAUCCUGUCGUUCCCUGAGGCUGCAGGUAUCCUGAAGAGCAAGUUCACCACCUGCUGUUUGCACUUAGCACUCAGAUCUGUUUUGUCCAUGAGGCGAGAAGAAGAGGUUCGAGAGCGACAAGUCUAAUCCCGGAGCCCUCUUCGCAUCUCGAUCCGCUGACGUGAGGGACCUGCUAAUGCAUUGGGGGGGGCCCUCCCUUCUCUCUCUGACCCAUAGCAGUGAUGGCUCAGCCCUCCCCCAAGAGAUAGGCUUCAUUUGGACAUGGAGGUUCUGCUUAGGUUAGAUAGCUAGGAGACCCAGGCUUCCCCAACCCCUGUGCUCUUCAGUCGCUUUGGACCACAACUCCCACCAGCCCCAGCCAGCACAACUGGGCUGAAGAUGGGAGUUAUUGUAGCCCAAAACAUCUGAAGGACACUAGGAUGGGAGAGGAUGCUGGAGACUCUCCCGCACGAUGGGCUGAUUUGGGUGUGGUGGGACUCACGUGUCAUGGAACCUUAAGUCUCCAUCAGAGCCAAAAGGUUGCCGCUUGUGCUGGAAACAUGGGGAGGCUGCAGGGGGUGAUGGUUGGGGUUGGACUGCAAGAUGUCAAGGACCUAAAACUCCCCAGAUGAACCUACCCAGACCUUGUGCUCAUCAUCGGAAGCCCCUCUUCACGUGCCUCCUCCACACAAGAAGGGGCCUUUUCUGUGGUGGCUCCCCAUUAGUGAGUUGCUCUCCCCAGGGAGGCUUGCCUGGUGCCUUUAGAUGCCAGGCAAAAAUGGUCCUCUUCAAUCAGGCCAUUGGCUGAUUAACCUCUUAUGCCCUUUCAACUGUGUUUGUUGGAGGGAGAGGAGUUAUUGGUUUGCUUUGGUUUUUUAUUCUGUAUUUUGUGCUUUUUAACUUGCAUUUUUAUGUUGUGAACUGCCCGGAGAUCUACAGGUGAAGGGCAGUAUACAAAUUUUAAAAAUAUAAUAUUCUUAAUUCCUUCACUUGACUCAGGAUCGCUGUGCAGGCCCUGAAACAACUGAUUGGGCGUGUUGAAUACCUUGACGAUUUUGAGAUUUUGGAGUUGCAAAGCUGCUGGGAUAUGCUGUCAAGUCCAGAAAGCUUUUUCCAAGGCAUUCGUCUUCUGGCAAGGUAAGAAGGUGAAAAGGACUGGCAGGUGAGGCAUGAAGAGCAAGGCCUGCUUUCUGGGGAAAUGGGGAUAAACUUCUUAUUUAUUUCAGAAAAUGUACCAUAUUGUCCAUUCUAUAAGACGCAGUUUUCCCCUCCUAAAAAGUAAGGGGAAAUGUGUGUGCGUCUUAUGGAGCGAAUGCAGGUGGGAGGCUCUGCUCAGCGUUCAAGUAACCUGGUAGUGGUGGUUGUUGUGCAGGAACGCUGAGCAGUUCUUCCUGCCAGCUUCAGGCUUGUGAAUCCUUUGUUUCUUACUCUUAUGUUUCAGGACCUUGUACACAUCCUCGAAAGAACAGUACAAGAGGAUUGCCCGAUUGGCACGGGAAUAUAUGUGCUGUCCAAGCAAUAAGAAGAGAGCCAUCGGCAUGGCGUUUUACUUGGAGGUAGGAACUGGAAACAGGGAAUGCCUGUUCUAAUGUUUCUAAUGGUUUCUUUAUUCCUCGCAAUUUAACUGUCAAAUGUUCUUUAGCAUUUACACAUUUUUAUUUAAUUGUACAACUUCAGCUGCAUUCACUUCUAUCAUGUCUAAUAUAUAUGGACAAUGUUUUUUUUGAUAGAAGAUAAAUGUAUACAUAAUAAAAGAUGCACUUACAGUGGCUUUGCUCCAACUUAGGGGAUGUCCGACUCCGAUACGGACACGUCCGAGACCUAG